Molecule: messenger RNA, 2315 nt
Organism: Spirodela intermedia
Lineage: Eukaryota; Viridiplantae; Streptophyta; Magnoliopsida; Alismatales; Araceae
Source: the annotation of a GenBank genome assembly
AUGGAGAAGUCGGUGGUGAACAUCUACCCCCUGGGCAGCUACACAUUCGGGACGAAGGAGCCGAAGAUGGAGAAGGACACCUCCGUUGCCGAUCGGCUGGCCCGGAUGAAGGUCAAGUGAGUUUCCUUUAUUCAUCGGAAACCCUCGACAAACCCUAGUUUGUGGCCCCAGAUUGGGGUCGCGCUUCUGGGGUUGUUUGGCUUCGGUCGUUGCUUCGGUUUUCGGUCGACGAUCGUUUUCGUCUCACGUCGGACGAGUGAUGAAGCCAAACCCUAGUGUCGAAGUUAGAUCCUUCAUCCUACGAUGGAAUACUCCCCACGCGGUUUUGUUAACUUUCGAAAUUAUCGCUACGAUUCAGAUGCUUGCUCUCUUCGAGUCGAUGUAUGAUCUGCACCAGUGUGCCGUGGGACUUGUAAAAACUGUACUGCAGAUCCGUUACAAUUUGUAUGUCACCGUCGCUUCAUGCCAUUGCCACAUUUUCUGCAGUACCGCUCAUGAAAAUGAGCCGAAAAUUAGGUCGACAAUCUAGGAAACAGGUUGGUCGAUGGAAAAAUCCUUGUCGAGUGACAAUACGUGUACCCUCUGCUCCUGAAUCCGCUUUUAAAGAAGGGAAGCCCUUAUUCUCCUCGAAGAGAAUUCAUUCUUCCAAUUUUUCUUUAGCAACGAAGCCUCUCGUGGGUGUUUAGGAUUCAUUUGAUAGUUUAUUUUUGUUAUCAUUCACAGUGAACAGGGUAAAUGAUAUCGAUGGUUAAUGAUAUCUACAAUCAGGCCGAGUGCAUAUUUGACUGAAUAUGCACAUCACAUGCAUGUUUUUCCUGUUCCUAUUUGGCAGAUUUUGUCUGCCAUGCUGGUAAUUGGAAAGCUCCUUUUACUUGAAUUUAUUGGUUGAUUGAUUUCCCCCUUUAACAGCUAUAUGAAGGAGGGUAUGCGUACCAGUGUUGAAGGAAUUCUAUUGGUAAGCAUUGUAUGCUUACUUGCAUUCCAAUCCCACUGAUUUUAGAAAAAAAUUAAUCGACGGGCCAUGCAGUCAUUAUUUUAUAAUGUUUUUAUCUUUUUCUUUCAAAUCUCUACUAGGUUUCUCUUGCGAUCUUCACUCUCUAUCUCACAUGCCUCCGGUUUCAGGUGCACGAGCACAACCAUCCCCACGUACUGCUGCUUCAGAUCGGGAACACCUUUUCCAAACUUCCUGGAGGACGGUUGAAGCCCGGAGAAAACGGUGAGCAUUGAUAUUCCUUGUAUCUGGAGGCUGGGCUGCCCCUCUGUCUUGUCACAGAAAUUCUGCCUGCGACCCAGUGGUGUUCAUGUUGAUAAAUUUGUGCAGAGAUUGAGGGCCUGAAGAGGAAGCUUUCUGGCAAACUUGCACCCAGCUCGCUUCAACCAAAUUGGCAGGCAUGUUUCUUGACUUCCAUUUCUUCCAUUGGGCAUGACAAGCUGAGCGAUAUUUUUCCUCUAAGAAUGGGGAAGAAAUGUCCUACCCAUAUUGUCCUUUAUCCGUUUACCUCGUGAAAACUAUGGGCAUAACGCCUGUGGAAAUCUGAAUUUACAGAUUGGUGAGUGUGUCGCUACUUGGUGGAGACCAAACUUUGAGACAAUAAUGUAUCCAUAUUGCCCUCCUCACAUCGCUAAGCCCAAGGUAAGUUGCCAUUUCACAAAAAAAUAAAAAAUAAAAACAAAAAAUCGUAGAAUCUGGGUCGCAUGAGAUUCAGCUGUGCAACUUUUUUUUUUUUUAAUGCUUACUGUAUUCACUAAUGGUGGUCGCAUAAAUUAUAUGGCAGGAGUGUAAGAAACUUUUCCUCGUACACCUAUCCGAGCGGGAGUACUUUGCGGUGCCAAAGAACCUGAAGCUGCUGGCUGUUCCAUUAUUCGAGCUUUACGACAAUGUUCAGGUAUGAAUGAACAUCAUCAGAUCCGAUGUGAAGAGAGAUCCUCAGAUCCUUCGUGAGUUUUGUUUAUUUACCAUAAGGGGUAGGCCUCUGUUUAACCUGAUUAGAUGUCACGAUAACAGUGAUGCCCAUGCCAUAAAUAUACCAACUCCAUUUUUUUCACAGACCUUAGUUGCUGCUCGAGCCUGUUAGUUGCUACUCCUUUGCCAUUGAUUACGAAUCCCAUUAAUCUACAAAACGGGCGAGGCUGAUUCCAUCCAAAUGCUUCCAACUGUCGGGAGUCAUCUAAAACAGUGGAAAAUCAUACAUCCCUUGGGUCUGAGCGAUUCUCCCCCACUGACAUUAUAAAUGUGGUUGCAGAGAUAUGGGCCAGUCAUCUCCACCAUACCACAACAAUUAUCUCGGAUGCAGUUCAACCUGGUUAACACGUGA